Colletes gigas is the source of this 2811-nucleotide messenger RNA. RefSeq names its product cholinephosphotransferase 1 (gene bbc). The coding region runs from base 168 to 1415 and encodes 415 amino acids. The transcript is spliced from 9 exons. NCBI's taxonomy places the organism in Eukaryota, Metazoa, Arthropoda, Insecta, Hymenoptera, Colletidae. Gene Ontology annotation, biological process: phosphatidylethanolamine biosynthetic process. The record is from RefSeq and is a predicted model, not a curated record. Gene Ontology annotation, molecular function: ethanolaminephosphotransferase activity; diacylglycerol cholinephosphotransferase activity. Gene Ontology annotation, cellular component: Golgi apparatus; endoplasmic reticulum membrane.
GGAAGACUUCGUUUGUAGUUCCGGUUUGAACCAGUAUGCGAAGAGAUGUCGUACGUGUUCACGAACAGUUACUUGUUAUGUUUAGUCGCUGCGUUGUGAGGAAUCGAUGACCGUCAAAUUAUCGUGAAUCGUUCCUGGUGUUCUCAGUAAUCCGGUAGCUUGAAAUUAUGCAGUUCUAUAAGGAAAAGCUACUGUCACCCGGACAACUGAAACGCCUUAGCGAGCACAAAUACAACUGCACGACGAACAGCCUUUUGGACGGGCUUCUUCAACCCUGGUGGGACUGGCUAGUUAGCAAAGUUCCACUUUGGCUUGCACCCAAUUUAAUCACAGUCUUGGGGCUUAUCGUCAACAUCCUUACCACAUUAAUUCUUGUUUAUUAUAGUCCCGAUGCUAGAACCGAGGCACCAAGAUGGGCAUGCUUUUUGUGCGCGGUUGGUUUGUUCAUUUACCAGAGUUUGGAUGCAAUAGAUGGCAAACAGGCCAGAAGAACUGGAACUUCAACACCACUGGGGGAACUGUUUGAUCAUGGAUGUGAUUCCUUGUCAACGGUGUUUGUUGCACUGUCGGCAUGCAUAGCAGUACAAUUAGGAUAUUACCCAACAUGGAUGUUUUUCCAAUGCUUCUGUGCUAUGACACUAUUUUAUUGUGCUCAUUGGCAGACUUAUGUUUCAGGUACCCUAAGGUUCGGUAAGAUAGAUGUCACAGAAGCACAGUUUACCAUUAUAACCAUUCACCUCAUUUCUGCGAUCUUUGGACCUAAAGCAUGGAUGAUGGAGAUACCAGUGCUCGGUGUAGGCACAGUCAGUAACUGCGUAGCAGUGAUAUUUUAUGCAGGCUACGUUCAUGUAUUCCUUGAAUUCUGUAAAGUGUUUGAAUCCGGUGGGAUUGGAAAGAAUGGUUCCACGAUUGCAGGAACGUCAGUUUUAUCUCCAAUUAUUCCAUUUAGUUUUGUGAUAGUACCAGCUUUUAUAAUUUAUAGAAAAAGUGCUGAGCACGUAUAUGAAAAUCAUCCUGUACUGUACAUACUUGCAUUUGGAAUGGUUGCGGCUAAAGUUACCAAUCGGUUAGUGGUUGCGCACAUGACAAAAAAUGAAAUGCAGUAUUUAGACAGUUCGCUGAUUGGACCAGCAAUGCUGUUCCUGAAUCAGUAUUUUAAUUUCUUUAUCAAAGAAUAUUACGUUCUUUGGUUGUGCUUUAUUUGGGUCACCCUGGAUUUACUCCGGUAUUGUACUCAAAUAUGUUUCGAGAUCUGCGAUCACAUGAAGAUCAAACUAUUUAGGAUACCAUUAGGAGAUUAUCGAGCGACCCAGGUUUCUAACACAGCUGAAAAAAAUGUUCGCAUGAUGGUGGAACAAGAGCCUCUGUUAGACGAGGACUAUCAUCACGGAUCUGAUACUACCCUCGACCUAUGAUGGAUACAAAAGUAUACAUCAGCGUAAAGAUGAUUAUUUGAAAUUACAGGGUUGCGCAAAGGUCUCUGCAUUUUCCAAUUUCUACUCUUAUGUUUUUGUUCCUCUAUGUAUGAGAAAUAGAAAGAGGCAUGUACGAUGUGAAACUGUAACUAGGAAGUUUCAAAUGAUCUUUGAUCCUUGGAGGAACGUAUUUUUAUCGAGAAUUGUUUGUAUAAAAAGAGUAGAUAAUGAAAUGUAUUUAAAAGAUUUCGCGCGUUACCCGUAGAUCAUAGAAAAGAAUUUUUUAGUUCUAUCGAUAACAGUAAUGAGCACGAGAUUGCCUAAUUAAAUGGUUUUCGAGUGAGCGAGAUAACAGCGUAUUUCUUCAUAGAAUAUUAGAGUGAGAAACUGUGAAGUACAAUUUCGUUACCGAUGAUUGUAAGAUAGAGAGAUAAUUGUUCCGAUACAGUCAUAAUAAAUAUCGCGAAUAAGAUUUCGUUAUUGGUACUAUCCGAAUUUGUAAAACUUUUACAAGGUAAUGGAAGGAAGAAUAUUUUUUAAAUAGUUUAUGCACCUUUGAUACUUACGCAAGGCGAACAAAAACGAUCAAUUAUUUUUCCUCGUGCGAUUUUUAAUGAGAAUUUUUCGUUACGAGUAUAAGUUUUAGCACAAUAAAACACGUACUAAUUUCUGUUAUUAUUGCACAAUAAUUAACAAUUUUUCUCAGUAGUAUGCAAUAUCGAAUUCUUACCGCAGAACGAAUGAAAAUUGUAGCAUUCUAAAUUACAAUUAGAAAAAAGAAAAAAAAAGAAAAAUAAUUUUGUAUCGAUAUUUAUUAUAAAACUUAUAACAAUAAAAUGAUAAUAAUAUUUUAUUCGACGGGCUCGCACGAGCCUCGUGUAUUUGUCUACGAACAAUUUGUAUUUUGAUAACGGAGUUAGAAUCGAAUCUUUAAUUCGAUUAAUAAUUUUCAAAGUUGAAAUUAUAAUGUCUUAUAUGGAAAUACAAUCGAUUGGAAACAAUAUCUUCUGUAAAAACGUUAUUUAUAUUUCACCGAACAUUGUUAUACUUGAACGAAAAUGAAAAAUGGAGACGUAAACAUCGAUGAUUUUUUAAUAAUCGAGAAUUUAGAAAAUUCAUUCUUCAGUGCAGCGUUUCUUAAGUUUUUUACUGUAUUGGCCCAACACAUUUGUUUGUAAUAGUACCACGGCCCAAAUGUUUAUGCUGUAUAAAUUUUAAAAACAUUAUUGCGAUCUAUGUUUUCAAAUCUGUGAAAUUUUUUUAGUCCUUAGUUUUGCAUAAACGAUAGCAGCAUACAUUUUCACAUAUAUUUAAGAACUUCGCUAGCAAAGUAGUAUGUAUUAUUAUUAAUUGUUCGCAUGACAUUACAUAAUAAACGAAUUAAUAAACAUUCAAA